AUGGGUCACUCCAACGGAAAGCGAGCGGGCACCCGCUAUGCCUUCAGCCGCAACUUCCGCCAGAAGGGCAUGAUCGCCCUGAACACGUACUUGAAGACGUACCGUGUUGGCGACAUUGUUGACGUCAAGGUUAACGGUGCUGUCCAGAAGGGAACCCACGAAUAUGAUGAACUAGAUGAAGUCAAGAUUUCUUCGCAUUGGAAGUUACUUGAAACUGAUUUCAUGGUGAAUAGUAUGCCGUACAAGGUCUACCAUGGCAAGACUGGUGUUGUCUACAACGUCACCAAGACCUCAGUCGGUGUGAUCAUCUACAAGAAGGUCUGGCACCGGUACAUUGAAAAGCGCCUCAAUGUCCGAGUCGAGCACGUCCAGCCCUCACGCUCUCGUGAGGAUUUCUUGAAGCGAGUCAAGUCCAAUGCCGAGGCCAAGAAGAAGGCCGCUGCCGAUGGUGUUACCGUCCAGGUCAAGCGACUGCCCGCUCUGCCCCGGGAAGCACGCACCGUUUCUCUGACCGAUAACCCUCCUGAGACUGUUACUCCUUUGCCUUACGAGACAACGAUCUAA
Molecule: messenger RNA, 564 nt
Organism: Metarhizium album ARSEF 1941
Lineage: Eukaryota; Fungi; Ascomycota; Sordariomycetes; Hypocreales; Clavicipitaceae
Product: 60S ribosomal protein L21
Exons: 4
Coding region: 1-564 (187 amino acids)
Biological process (GO): translation
Cellular component (GO): ribosome; cytosolic large ribosomal subunit
Molecular function (GO): structural constituent of ribosome
Source: RefSeq, a predicted model, not a curated record